AUGUAACCUUAUAAAAAAGUUUGUGUAUAAGAAACAAAUAUACCCUAUUCAUUUAGUGAACAAGAUGAUAAAAUUGGAAUUGAUUAUUCAAAUUUCAUUUAACAAAUGGAAGGUCCUUACAAUUAGCUUUAUGAACCUAUAGAUAAAUAGUGCAUAGGAGCAGGAGGAUAGGGUUGUGUAAUUAAAGUGAGAUGUAAAUUGAAUAAUGAAGUUCGAGCUAUGAAAGUCAUAAAAAAAAUGAGUGAGGAUAAAAAUGAAAAUUUUAGAAAAGAAUUUCAAAACCUUAAGCUGUAUAUCAAUUUCUUAAUUUAGAUUAGAUCAUCCUAAUAUAUUAAAGCUUUAUCAUAGUUUUGAGGAUGAUUAGAGAUUUUACAUUAUUUCGGAACUCUGUGAAGGAGGAACCUUAUCUCAAUAUAUUGAAGACCUUUACCCACUUAAGGAAGCUGAAGUGCUUAAAAUUAUGAAGUAAUUAAUUGGUUCCAUAAAUUUUGCUCAUAAGAAGAAUUUAGUUCAUAGAGAUAUCAAACCAGAUAAUAUUCUAAUUGAUGAUGAAGUGACUACAUCAAUAAAACUCAUAGAUUGGGGUUUUUCAGGAAUGAUUUAAAAAUAUGAAAAAUUAAGUCUUAAAUGUGGUACUAUUCAUUUUGUGGCUCCUGAAGUAAUGGAGGAAUCUUAUGAUUAAAAAUGUGAUAUAUGGUCUUGUGGAGUAGUACUUUAUAUUUUAUUAUGCAAUGAUCCUCCUUUUUAAGGGACUGAUUCAAAUGAAAUUUUAUUUAACAUAAAAAAUCAAAGUAUAGAAUUUAGGUAAUUUAUAUAUUUGAUUAGAGAUAUUAAUCUUGGAAAUAAUAUAGUACUUUAGUUAAGGAUUUAUUAAAAAGAAUGUUGGAGAAAAAUCCAGAAUUGAGACCAAAUGCAUAAUAGGUUCUUGAGGAUCCAUGGUUUGAAAGGUAUAAUAGUAAAAUAUUAAAUUAGCCAUUCAUCUGAAUAAAUACUUUCAUAGGAUUUUAAGGAGAGUAUGAUAUAAUUUAAUGGAUAUACUGAAGGUUAGGAUAAUAAUUUAAAAUAAAGCAGAUUUUUAUAAGCCAUAGUUUUAUUUAUUGCCACUGAAUUAGUUCAUAAGGAUGAUAAAAAAGUGUUGAAUCGAAUAUUUCGAAAGAUUGAUAAGGAUAAUAAUGGUAUUAUAAAUUAUAUAAAAUCAUUAGGAACAAUCUCAAAAGAAGAACUUAAAUGUGCAUUAUUAUAAAUAUAUUCAAAAAAUUAAGUAGAUGAUAAAGUUGAUAAAAUAUUUGAUUUUUUGGAUGUUAAUUAAAGUGGAUCUUUAGAUUUUAGUGAAUUUGUAGCUGCAACUUGUAAAUUAUCAGAUAUUGAUGGUAUAUUAUUAAUUAAGUAAUAAAGAUAAAAUAAGAGUGGCAUUUGAUGUAUUAGAUAAGAAUAAAGAUGGAUGUAUUACUCUAGAUGAAUUAUUUAAAUUUAUUGGAAGAGAAGAUUAUGAUAAUGAUUGUAAAGAAAUCUUUAAUUAAUUUGAUCAGAAUGGAGAUGAAAAGAUAAGUUUUGUUGAAUUUUCUUAGGUUGUUUAAAAAUACGUUAAUUUAUGUAAAUAGAUUAAAUAUUGA
Molecule: messenger RNA, 1613 nt
Organism: Paramecium pentaurelia
Lineage: Eukaryota; Ciliophora; Oligohymenophorea; Peniculida; Parameciidae
Source: the annotation of a GenBank genome assembly